Molecule: messenger RNA, 10574 nt
Organism: Drosophila erecta
Lineage: Eukaryota; Metazoa; Arthropoda; Insecta; Diptera; Drosophilidae
Gene: dom
Product: helicase domino
Exons: 14
Coding region: 272-9853 (3193 amino acids)
Cellular component (GO): Swr1 complex
Molecular function (GO): ATP hydrolysis activity; histone binding; ATP-dependent chromatin remodeler activity
Source: RefSeq, a predicted model, not a curated record
GAUUUCCUUGGAACUUCAAAAUGGUCACACUGAUUUUUGGCUCUCCAAUGCAAUCCAACGGUCGCACUAAUUUUGUCCUCGAAAUCGAACACGAGCAAACGUGCUCGCGGACUGCUGUAAAAUUGAAUAAAUCUAAUAAAUGUGCAAGAUCGCAGAACAACGAGUACGGCACAUCCUCCACGUCGCAUUGGCAUCAUUUUCAAGCACGGAUGCCCUGCAAAGAUGGUGAAAUCUUGUGAUUAAAAUUCUCCCCGUCUGAGAUGUCUCAAACAUGAAUGAAGGUAAUUCAGCAGGAGGGGGGCAUGAAGGGCUCAGCCCGGCCCCUCCUGCUGUGCCAGACCGCGUAACUCCACAUUUAACGGAAACUUCAGUUGCCCCAGCCAAAUCCAAUAGCACAACAGUACCAGCAGGAGCAGGAUCAGCAGGAGCAGCCUUGCCGGCCACCCGCCAUCACCAACAUAUAGCGACCCAAGUCAAGGGAAUCGCCAGCAGUAGCAAGCAACAGAAGCAACUGGCCAGUGCGCAGCUGCCUGUGCCGCUGUCGCCCUUGCCGCAACAACAACAGCAAACGGCAGAGGCAACGGCAGCAGCAGCAGCACCCGCCCACUCCAACGUAUCCACCUCCGGUUCCCUUAGCACAAUAGAAGGCUCUGCUUCGCCGCCGCAGGCCAAGCGUCAGCGUUUGGACAACAACGAGGAUAGGACGAGCGCCUCUAGCAUUGUUGGAACAGCCGAGAGCAGCAACAUUGUAAGCUCCCUGCUACCAGCGUCGGUGGCCUCCAGCAGCGAGGUCGGGGGGCUUUCUUCCACGGCCCUGCAGGACUUGAAUGCCCUCAAGAAGCGCAUACUCCAGCAGAAAUUGCAGAUCUUGCGUAAUCUUAAGGAAAGGCAUCUUGAAAAUGUGUCCGAAUACUUUUACCUACAAAACGGCGGCAGUAUGAUGGACUACCCCGCGUGGCGCAAGAAGACACCAACCCCGCAGUUCAUCAGCUACAGCAAUGCGAAUCGUAUAGAUCAGCUGAUACACGAAGAUAAGCCGAGCACAUCAGCAGCAGCAGCAGCUGCGGCCCAGAAUCAGAAAUAUACCACCCAACAGACAGACUCUGUGGAGUCGUCCUCACUGGUCAGUGGCAUUAGUACUGGAGCGACUAAAGCAGCGCCAUUGGAUGGCAAUAUCAGCAAUAGUACUGUUAAAACGAAUACGCAAUCUCAAGUUCCAAGCAAGAUUGGCAGCUUCACAGACUCGACUUCCGCAACAACAGACAACAACUCAAGUAGCACAGUUACAGCAGCAGCUACUAGUGGCGCCGCAUCCAGCACAUCUGCCACAUCUGUCGAGGCUAGUGGUAAUGUCCUGGCGGUGGAAGCGGAAAUCAAAAUCCCAGCAGUUGGAGCCACACCAGUGGCCAUUUCCACAAAGCUACCUGCUGCUGUUGUCCAGCUAACGCAACAAGGUGGCACCCCGUUGUUGCCCUGCAAUACAUCCUCCGGAUCCACGGCGCUGCGCCGCCCUCAAGGUCAGAACAAUGCCACAAGUGGAGGCGGCCUCACACCCACGCAGCUCUAUUCGGGCAAUGGUCCGGCAGCGCUGGGCGGCAGCGGAGGACUCACGCCUGGCACUCCAACUUCUGGUAGUCUGCUCAGCCCUGCUUUGGCCGGUGGCUCAGGAACGCCCAACAGUGCCGCGCAGGAGUUUUCUUUUAAGGCCAAGCAGGAGGUAUACGUGAUGCAGCGUAUAUCGGAACUACAGAGAGAGGGAUUAUGGACUGAGCGGCGCCUGCCCAAGCUGCAGGAGCCCAGCCGCCCAAAGGCGCAUUGGGACUACCUCCUCGAGGAGAUGGUUUGGCUGGCGGCUGAUUUUGCACAGGAACGCAAGUGGAAGAAAAACGCGGCCAAGAAGUGUGCCAAGAUGGUGCAGAAGUAUUUCCAGGAUAAGGCCACUGCUGCCCAGCGGGCGGAAAAGGCCCAAGAGCUGCAGCUAAAGCGUGUAGCUUCCUUCAUUGCGCGCGAGGUGAAGAGCUUUUGGUCGAAUGUUGAGAAGCUGGUCGAGUACAAGCACCAAACUAAGAUCGAGGAAAAACGCAAGCAGGCUUUAGACCAACACCUUAGCUUUAUUGUAGACCAGACAGAGAAGUUCUCACAGCAAUUGGCCGAAGGAAUGAACAAGAGUGUGGCGGAUACGCCCAGUCUUAAUUCUAGCCGUCUAACAUCGCCGAAACGGGAGUCCGAUGAUGACUUCCGGCCUGAGUCUGGCUCCGAAGAUGAUGAGGAGACUAUAGCCAAGGCCGAAGAAGAUGCAGCCGAUGUGAAAGAGGAGGUGACGGCACUAGCUAAAGAAUCUGAGAUGGACUUUGAUGACUUUCUUAAUGAUCUACCACCUGGCUAUCUGGAAAAUCGUGAUAAGCUUAUGAAAGAGGAACAGAGCUCGGCGAUAAAGACCGAAACGCCUGAUGACAGCGAUGAUAGUGAGUUCGAGGCGAAGGAAGCCAGCGAUGAUGACGAAAAUACAAUCAGCAAGCAGGAGGAAGCCGAGCAGGAGAUAGACCACAAAAAGGAGAUCGACGAACUGGAAGCGGACAAUGAUCUUUCAGUGGAACAGUUGUUGGCGAAAUACAAGUCGGAAAGACUCGGUGACCAGCCGCCUAGUCCUAAGCGACGAAAGCUAGCGCCUCGUGAUCCUGAGCUGGACUCUGAUGAUGAUUCGACUGCUGUCGAUUCCACUGAGGAAAGUGAAGAUGGGGCCACUGAGGAUGAAGAAGAUCUAUCUACUGUUAAAACCGAUACGGAUAUGGAGGAACAAGAUGAACCAGAAGACGGUCUUAAGAGUCUUCUGGCGGACGCUGACACAACAGGUGGAGCUGCUGGCAGCGGAAGCACCGCUGGAGCAAGCGGGAACAAGGAUGAUAUGCUGAACGACGCUGCCGCCUUGGCCGAGAGCCUCCAGCCCAAGGGUAAUACCUUGUCCUCAACCAAUGUGGUAACUCCAGUGCCCUUCCUGCUAAAGCACUCGUUGCGUGAGUACCAGCAUAUCGGACUCGAUUGGCUGGUCACAAUGAACGAGCGCAAGUUAAACGGCAUCCUGGCCGACGAGAUGGGUCUAGGCAAGACCAUCCAAACCAUUGCGCUAUUGGCCCACCUUGCCUGCGCAAAGGGCAACUGGGGACCUCAUCUUAUUGUGGUGCCUUCGUCUGUGAUGCUUAAUUGGGAAAUGGAGUUCAAGAAGUGGUGUCCCGGCUUUAAAAUACUCACAUACUACGGAUCCCAGAAAGAGCGCAAGCUUAAACGCGUAGGCUGGACCAAGCCAAAUGCGUUCCAUGUGUGUAUCACGUCCUAUAAGCUGGUAGUGCAAGACCAACAGAGCUUCCGUCGCAAAAAGUGGAAGUACCUUAUCCUGGAUGAAGCGCAGAACAUUAAGAACUUCAAAUCCCAGCGCUGGCAGCUACUACUUAACUUUUCCACAGAGAGACGACUGCUAUUAACUGGAACCCCACUGCAGAACGAUCUGAUGGAGCUGUGGUCCCUUAUGCACUUUCUUAUGCCAUAUGUGUUCUCAUCGCACCGCGAGUUUAAGGAAUGGUUUUCGAACCCAAUGACUGGCAUGAUUGAGGGCAAUAUGGAGUACAACGAGACUUUGAUUACGCGUUUGCACAAGGUGAUUCGUCCGUUCUUACUUCGACGCCUCAAGAAGGAGGUUGAAAAACAGAUGCCAAAGAAGUACGAACAUGUGAUAAUGUGUCGCCUGUCAAAUCGCCAGCGCUAUCUAUAUGAGGACUUCAUGAGCCGCGCCAAAACUCGUGAGACCCUGCAAACUGGCAACUUGUUGAGUGUAAUUAAUGUUCUGAUGCAGUUGCGAAAGGUGUGCAAUCAUCCGAACAUGUUUGAAGCGCGUCCUACGAUCUCGCCAUUUCAAAUGGACGGAAUUACAUUCCACACUCCGCGACUCGUCUGCGAUAUAAUGGAAUAUGAUCCGUUCACGCAAAUAAAUCUAGAGACGGUAAACCUCUUAUUGUUGCAUUUGGAGCAAACUAUGACCGCCUACGUCUCGCACAAGUCCCGCCUGCUCGCCCCGCCUCGCAAGCUUAUCGAGGAUAUCGAUACGGCUCCAUUACCAGCUCCCCGUUGUCCUAAUGGCAAAUACCGCUUUCAUAUCCGAGUACGUAGCGCGGAACUGGCGCAGCGCAUCAAAUUGAAUGCAGUAAGGGUAGGAGCCAGUCCAGCCAUGCGGUUGGAAGGCUCAAAGAUCGUGCCUAUGCGCAAUUUGCUACCAAGUGGAAGAGUCCUGAAAAGGGUCAGUGCUUCGAUUAACCCUGUGAAUAUGGCUUUGAAACCAGUGGUGAUCAAUACCGUGGUGACAACAACAUCAUCGACCGCAGCAUCUUCUCCUACUGGGGCCCUAAGCGUACUGAGCAACUCCAAGUUGCUGGGGGCACGUUCACAGAUAAAUUCACCAACGCCCGCUAAAGUAGCAAAAACGAUGCAAGACGGAAAGCCAUUUUUCUACCUCACACCGGCGACGAAUUCUGGAGCAGCAGGAGCCCGUCUUACUCUGACGAGUAAAACCACAGCGUCGGCGUCCACGACGACUUCCAGAACAACAGUUACUGCAUCAACUACUUCUGCCCAGCAAUUAAUAAGGGAACCCAUUGUCAAAGAUUUGGCUACACAUGUAAAAAGCACAGCACAAAAGCAAAGCAUUGCCAAUGGAAAGACAGAUCCCGAGGAAGAAGCUGAAGCAGAGGAUCCAUACAAAGUGCAGGAGCUAAUUCAGAUGCGCAAGGAGCAGCGAUUGGCAGCGCUUAAACGUAUGGCAAUGAUAAAUCGUCGCCGCACGGAUGCCACACCCAUAUACGGCGAAGAUUGCCGCGGUGCUAUACAGCGCUGCAUGCAGGCGACCCGGUCUCUCAAGAGGUCAACCUGGCAGACGCGUGGAUACGCCAACUGCUGCACUGCCAUGUCGAAUAGGAAUGGUUGGUCCCUAAACCAUUUGCUGAAGAGCUUCGAGGAAAGAUGCGCUGAUCUAAAGCCAUUGUUUGCAAACUUUGUGAUCUACGUUCCUUCUGUAUGUGCGCCCCGGAUCCGUCGUUAUGUACAGAAUCUCUCAUCGACGCACUGGCAGUACGAACGUGAGAUAGAAAACACUGUGGAUCAGGCCCUACGGCCUAAGCUGGGGUUGCUGCAUCCAAUCACAUCGGCAAUGACCACUCAGUUCCCAGAUCCGCGUCUCAUUCAAUACGACUGUGGCAAGUUGCAGACCAUGGAUCGUUUGCUGCGUCAGCUAAAGGUCAACGGGCAUCGUGUACUGAUAUUCACUCAAAUGACCAAGAUGUUGGAUGUUUUGGAAGCUUUCCUUAACUACCAUGGUCAUAUAUAUCUGCGUUUGGAUGGCUCUACGCGCGUGGAACAGCGGCAGAUCUUGAUGGAGCGGUUCAAUGGAGAUAAACGAAUUUUCUGCUUCAUCCUCUCCACGCGGUCUGGUGGAGUGGGCAUCAAUUUGACGGGUGCCGAUACUGUGAUCUUUUACGACUCAGACUGGAACCCCACAAUGGAUGCGCAGGCCCAAGAUCGAUGCCAUCGAAUUGGACAAACCCGAGAUGUGCACAUCUACCGACUUGUCUCCGAAAGAACCAUUGAGGUUAACAUUCUCAAGAAGGCAAACCAAAAGCGAAUGCUCAGCGACAUGGCCAUCGAGGGUGGCAACUUCACAACUACAUACUUCAAGAGUUCCACCAUCAAGGAUCUCUUUACAAUGGAGCAGAGCGAGCAGGACGAGUCAAGCCAGGAGAAGUCAGAGGACAAGGAUAAAAUUGUCGCUACGACAACGCUUUCGGAUACGCCGUCGACGGUUGUGGAGACGGAGAAGCAGUCACUGCGUGCCUUUGAACAUGCGUUGGCUGCCGCCGAGGACGAGCAGGAUGUGCAGGCCACGAAAACAGCUAAAGCCGAGGUGGCAGCUGAUCUGGCCGAGUUCGACGAGAACAUUCCUAUUGCAACAGAAGAUCCAAAUGCGGAAGGAGGCGCACAAGUGGAACUAAGCAAGGCCGAUCUGGAAAUGCAGAACUUGGUUAAACAGCUCUCACCUAUAGAGCGCUAUGCCAUGCGCUUUGUGGAAGAAACUGGAGCGGCAUGGACGGCGGAACAAUUGCGAGCCGCGGAAGCGGAACUGGAGGCCCAGAAACGCGAGUGGGAGGCCAAUCGGUUGGCGGCUAUGCACAAGGAGGAGGAGCUGUUAAAGCAGGAAACGGAAGCGGAGGAGAUGCUUACCUACAGUCGCAAGGAUUCGAGUAAUCAGGUCUGGAUAUCGCGAAACACCAUGGAGCAGAUGCCGAUGUGGUGUCCUCCCACUCCGCCGCAAGACAACGAUAACGAUAUCUAUAUCGACUAUUCGCUGUCGUUCAUGUAUGAGCUGGAACCCAUUGCGGAGAUGGAUCUGCCGCCAGUUUACGUACGCAAGGAGCACAAGCGCUCGCGCACGGAUGCUGGAUACGAUGGUAGCAGACGGCCUAAUAAAAUGCGCCGGGAGGAUAACUACGUGCCUCCCAGAUCGCUUUUCGAUCGCCCAACGCCGCAGCUGGCGAGACUACGUCGGGAGCUGAAGAGCCAGCGAUUCCGAGGAAGUUUUAAGCCAAAUAUGCCGAUUCCAGGCCUGAAACCACAACUUCCAACAAAACCUCUUACCGAACCGGAGGCCAUGGCUGAGUGGUGUGUCUUCGAGGAUAUGGCCAUUCUGCACGUCCUGGUAAAUCUACAAGGAUUACCUUGCAGCCUGAUGCUGCUCUCACCCGGCCAAACGCCCAACUGGGACCUCGUUUCAGAAAUGGUCAACUUCUGCUCGAAGACCUACCGUUCGGCGAGGCAGUGCCGAUGGAGGUACGAAACGCACAUUCAGCCGCGUGAGGAAGGCAAGGUAGUGGAGAGUCCCAAGAAGCAGAAGAAGCUUAAGCCCACUCUGCGCACUGAGUACCUGAAGAGUCCGCUGCGAUAUUUGCGAACUACCCAGCUGUAUGUAAGCGAUAACAACGCCUCGUUUUACAAGACGAUGCGAUCCCGCUUCGACAGCAUUAAGACUGCUUAUCUAAAGAAGGCACCGCCGCCGAAACGCCAGUUUAGUGCGCCGAGUCUGAUGAAUCCCAAGCAUAUGGAAGUGCUGCAGGAGUUUGGCAUCCAAAAUUACGAUCAACCGGUGCCGCCGCAGAACAUUGCGGCUAUGAAGGCAAAUAAGAUUCGGGAGAAGCAGCGGGGGCAGCAAAUGUCCCAGCCUCCUGUUGGCGUGGGAGUGGUUCAGCAAGUGCAGCAGCAGUCUCAGCAGCAGCAGCCUGCACCACCUCCGCCGCCACAGCAACAGCAGCCGCAACAAGUGGUCCAGCAGGUCCAACAGCAGCAACAGCAGCAGCAGCAACAGCAACAGCAGGUUGUGCAGCAACAACUUCCCACUGUUUCAACCGUUCAGCAGACUCUCCCCGUCCAGCAAACUGUGGAACUCGUGCAGCAGCAACCCAGUACCACGACAACAGUGGCGGUGCCCGCUACUGGUGGUCAGUUGCAGCAGCUGCAGAUCCAGCACUUGACCAGUUCCAAUGUCUCGCCCGGUCAACAGACUGCCAUCCUGCUCCACCAACCGCAACAGCAAUUGCGUACGCACCCUGGCCAGGGUGGACAAUCUAAUACUCAACAGUUGGUCAAAACUAUUGUUGGCGCCUCUUCCAGCUUAACUGCGGGCCAAUUGCAACAAUUGGCCCAACAGUCUGCAGCCGCGUCUGGGGGCCAGUCCAGUGUGAGUGUGGUCCUUACCACUCCAGUACAGACACUUCCGGCAGUGGUGCAACCCCAGAUAGGCUCUGGUGCCCAGAUCGUGUCCAUCUCGUCACAGACAUUACCCGUUAACAGCUCUCCCCAAUUGGGCAGCAUUGUGCAGACCCAAUCGCUGCCGCAGGUGGUUUCGGUAAGCACUUUACCCACCGUGGGCACCGUACUGACCACCACUGCCAAUCAGCAACAACAGCAGCAUCAGACCACGGCUGUAACCACUCUAAACACAGCCAUGUUGCGUGGUCAGCGGAUUGUGUCAACAGCUGCAGGAAACACCCUUCAACAGCGAACGACUGCCGGUGGUCAGUCUAUUGUAUCUAUGCCGAACUUGGGCCAAGGAGUAAGUCCCGCGCAAUUCCAGACGCAGCUUCGUUUGGCAGCUGUUCCUACAUCUCCAGCGACUCAGACCACACAGCUGGUGACCACAAAGGGAAUUCCGGUAAGCGCAUUACAGCAGGGAGGGAAAACGACAGUGAUUCCUGGAACUCAGCAAUCUGGAGGAGCACACAUACAGCUCUACCGCCAGCGCAGCUUGAAGGUGCUGCAAACAACAACACAAGCGGUGCCCAGCGGAUCAGCUGGCGGUACUGGACCUACUGCUAAUCUGGUGCAAGCUGGCGGCACCAUAAUCCAAGCUAGCAGCAUGGGCACGCAUGUGACAAGCCAAAAAGUGGCCGUUUCGGGAAUGCCGGGUACCUCCACUACUGUGCAGGCGGGCAACGUGGUAAGCAGCGUGCAAAUGCACGGACAGGCCCGGACGCAGUUCAUCAAGCAGAUGGCGGCCGGCAAGCAGCAGCUGCAGCGCCAAGUGGUGUCCGCUGACGGAACAACCACCACUACCGGAGCUGGGGAUAUGUUACUGGUUAAGCGUCAUAAUAUUCUUGCCGCUCAAAAGGCGCAGCAGGCUUCUGGAGCACUCUUUACCACUACCACAGGGCAGCAGCAACAACAGCAGCAGCAAGGUCAACUCCCAGUGGCCGGGCAACCGCAGCAGGUUACUCAGCACCAGAUCGCGUCUUUGGUAAAAGCUUCCUCGGCAGCGGCGGCAAGCGGAAGUAGUGUUAGUGCAGGCGGAGUCACCGUAUCGGCUACUAAUCCCACUGUUCAGGCGGGAAGCGUUAAUAUGACACUUCCCCAGCUCAAGCCUGGCAGCCAGAUCAAGGUUACCAUGCCAAAUCAGAUGCGCCAUUUGCAAAUGCAACAGCAGCUGACGAUGCCGCGUAAGAUUAGCCGGAUGACACAGCUGGUCAGCGCCAGUGGUCAGCCGACGGCCACUAAUAUAGUAACGACAACUGGUCCCCAGCAACAGCAGCAGGGAGUCACAGUGUCUGGCGGCGGUACUUUGCCCACAGUUGCAUCGCAGCAGCAACAGCAGCAGCAUCAGCAGAAGGUUGGAGGUGGAAACAGUGUCCAGGCACAAUUGCUGCACAUUCAAAACACAAAGGCACUGCCGAAUUCGGUCACCGUGCAGCAGAUUCAACAAGUGAUGCGAAGUGGCCAGCAGGGUACGUUAGCCACCACCAAUCUGGUGUUGGGUAAAACGAGCGUGGGACGGGUGAUUCCCGUGUCGGUGGCUUCACAGGCCAACCAGCGUCAAACCAUUCAGGUUGUUUCAGCUGCCUCAGCUCAAGCUUUGGCUGCGGGAAAUCUGCGCACUCAUGUGGCUGGGCCGAGCAUUGCCAGUGCUUUAAAGGUGGCCGCAUCUGGGGGAGCAGGUGGCCAGACUACGCAGCAGACGCUGAUAGCUGCACUGCAGCAUAAUCAGCGACAAAACGCCAGUCCUGUUCGGCUGCAGACGACGGUAGGAGGCAAUCUUCUUGCCGUUGUGCAGCAGCAACAGCAGCAGCAGCACACAAGUAUUUCAGGACCAACUGCUGGACCGGCGGAGGUGAUGACCAUCACUCAGACUACCACCACGUUGCCCACGGUAGGCAGUUUGCAGCAGCAACAGCAGCAGCAACAACAGGGCGGCAUAUCGCAGCCCACAACGCAACAGGUACGCAAGCUGGUGCAGAAAAAGAUACUGAUACGCAGCGAGAAAGAAUAACGCUCGAGUAAAGCUGCCAGAUCACGUCAGCGGCGGAGCAUUACGAGCAUCACCUCAACCUCCACCGCCACCGCAACCGCCACUUACAACACACCAACUCAGAAUCAAACCCCACAACCACCUCAAAAUCAAACACCUUCAACUCAGUCAAAAGCCAAUCAAUCUGAUCCUUUCGAAUAUCAAGAUCGAACGAAACUCAAAAGCUCAUCCCACGCCGAUCCUCAUGCAUUCAAUCAGUCAGUCAGUCAAUCAGCCAGUCAUUGCUAAAUUGAUCUCAAUUUCUGUCGAUUGGUUUUGCAGCCAUGAGCGAUCUAACUGCUCUGGAGGAUGGUGAGCUCAAGGUGAAACGCUGAAGGUUACCACGAUGAUCGCUUCAAUCAGUUCAAGGCGUGGAAAAGCCGUAUUACUAAUCUUACUGAACCGUAGAUGUAGCCCCUUAGCUUAAGUGAAAAUUAAUUGUAAUCUAUUCAUAUUACGAUAAAAGUUUUAUGGAAAUGAAGAGUGCCUAGUGUGUAGGCUUUAGUGUGCUUUAAAUUAAACGUGUAAAUCGAAGUUAACUAAGAUAUCAGCCCCCCUAUUUCCAUAGAGCAGUAUGUACAUUAGUAAACCUAAUUCAGAUAUAUCAGAUACUACAUAAAUAUCCAUAAAUAUGUAGCUAUAACUAUAUGUCCUUCCUAGUUGUAUGAUCGAAAGCAAAUAAAGAAAAUAAUUUUAAAAAUAG